Molecule: messenger RNA, 1518 nt
Organism: Trematomus bernacchii (emerald rockcod)
Lineage: Eukaryota; Metazoa; Chordata; Actinopteri; Perciformes; Nototheniidae
Gene: golga7ba
Product: golgin A7 family, member Ba
Exons: 5
Coding region: 89-565 (158 amino acids)
Biological process (GO): peptidyl-L-cysteine S-palmitoylation; protein targeting to membrane
Cellular component (GO): palmitoyltransferase complex
Source: RefSeq, a predicted model, not a curated record
CUCCUCCAAUCUGUCCCCGUGCGUGUCCCACUAAAGCGAUUUCCGCGCAUGUAGGCAGGGACUCGUCCCCACGGCGGCGGAUGGCAACAUGGCGACAGAGUUCCACAAUCUGCAAGAGUUGAGGCACAGUGCAUCUCUGGCGAAUAAGGUCUUCAUCCAGAGAGACUACAGCGAAGGGACCACCUGCAGGUUUCAGACCAAGUUCCCUUCCGAGCUGGAGAGCAGGAUUGAGCGGAAACUGUUUGAGGACACCGUGAAGACGCUGAAUAAUUACUACACAGAGGCAGAGAAGAUCGGAGGCCAGUCCUACCUGGAGGGAUGUCUGGCCUGCUCCACAGCGUACCUCAUCUUCCUCUGCAUGGAGACACGCUAUGAGAAGGUGUUGAAGAAGAUAUCCAAGUACAUUCAGGAGCAGAACGAGAAGAUCUUUGCCCCCAGAGGACUGCUCAUCACAGACCCCAUAGAAAGGGGAAUGCGUGUCAUAGAGAUCUCCAUCUAUGAAGACCGGGGCUCCAGUGGCUCCAGCUCGGGGAGCAGCUCCGUGUCCGGCAGCACCGCGCGAUGACUGGCUACUUCCUGUCCCACCGUGUCCCCCUGAUCACUCACAGACCUGGAGGCCCACUAAGGACAAUGAUGCUCCUCCUCCUGACCCAACACUCACAUCCCAAACCUACGCUCACACAAAGCAUCCUAUAGCUUUCAAGAUUUCACAUGCUAAAGGUGUUUAAGCUUUUAAAUCACGCACUGUAGAAGUUUAUUUUGCAUGUGCCGACUGUGGUACUGUCAGAUGCAAUGUCUCAAUGCAAAGAAGAACACAUUGGCUAAGUAUACUUUGUGUGAUCGUCCCAUGACCUCCCUUCCUUCCUCUUUGAAAGAAGGCAGGACCACAAACAUCAUACCUCAGCUGCACCACACCGGACCAAACUGGACUGAAUCCAACACUAACCCUGCGCACCAGGCACCUGCUUUAAAAUAAGUUAUCUGUAGCUCCAGCUGAGUUUCCGUACAGGUAUUUGAAGGCAUCGUAACGUUUCGCCCCCCAAGAUUAAUUGUACAAAAAAGCCUCCUUCACCUAUGAUGUAAAUCACGCUGUCUGGUAGCAGAUGAAUGUCAAUCAGCCGUCUAUGUAUUUCAUGUUGCAGAUCUUCCAUGUCUUUCACAUGAAGCCUAUAUUUUCUUUUAGUCACAUAAACAGACAAGCGCAGUACUAACCUCUCGGUUUUAAUGAGUAAGCCUACAUUUGAUUAUGCAAAGACAUACUGUGCAUUGAAAGUAGACAAAGAAUGGGUCAAAAAGUCUUCCUGAAUUUUACUUAGUAGUGUUUUAAAAUACACCAGUCCUUCCUUGAUUUCCAAAUGAACUUCCAAAGAUCCAAAGCUGCCAAAAAACUGGCUCUCAAAUGUGAAUGUGUGUUUUAUUUUGUUGACAUUUUGUGCAAGAACAAACUUUCGUACUGCUUGUUUGAUACGUGGCAAUGAGGUGUGUAUGACUGCGUCAAAUAAAAACUGUUUCAUCACA